This is a messenger RNA of Gallus gallus (chicken), 6521 nucleotides long. It is a transcript of the gene CNBP, whose product is annotated as CCHC-type zinc finger nucleic acid binding protein. The transcript has 13 exons. Gene Ontology annotation, biological process: positive regulation of cytoplasmic translation. Gene Ontology annotation, cellular component: cytoplasm. The record is from RefSeq and is a predicted model, not a curated record. The coding region runs from base 5063 to 5575 and encodes 170 amino acids. Lineage: Eukaryota; Metazoa; Chordata; Aves; Galliformes; Phasianidae. Gene Ontology annotation, molecular function: zinc ion binding; single-stranded RNA binding; mRNA binding.
GCCCCCUCCAGGAGCCGCCAUUUGGGAGCGGUGGCGGCUGAGGCGCUGCGGCGCGGCCCCUUCAGAACCGCGCGGGUAUGGCGGGCUGCGCGUGUGGCGGCUCCUCAAGACGAGCGCGUUCUCAGACACUGGGCGUAGCGCGGCCCCCCGGCCCGCAUCUGCCCGUAAGUCUUACCGGGAGCAGCGAGCCCCGCGCUGCAGGGAGCUGGCAGCGGCCCGAGGGGCGGUGCGUGCCGCCAGGGGUGGGGUAUCACCGCUGGGAAAGGUAUCGGGAAAGCCCGGGCGCGCAGCUUUCCCCUCAGCGGGCGAGGAGGAGCCGUCGGACGCGGGCCGGGCCUCACUCGUCCAGGCUCUGAAGGCAUCAAGUGCCCACGCUAAAUGGCAAUCAAUUUAUCGUCCUAAAGACUUGGAAGGAUAGCCACUGCAGUAUAAAACGUUUCUCCUAUUGCUGUUUUUUUUUUUUUUUCGUAAGAACGUGCAGGCUUACAGUCGUUAGAUUAAUUGGUCUUCAAACAAGCAUUUCUCUGAAGAGAGCCUUCAGUAAAGCUCUCUCAGCCUUAUUUGGGGCUCCUCUGCAGAGGGAGGCUUAUGCUGCAUAAUCCAAGGCUGCAGCUCAGCUGAAGUCACAUCAACAACAAGGGCAAAGGAAAAGCAGCACUGCUGGGCAGCCUCUCCUAAACACCAAAUAAGAAAAGAACAACAUACAAAGGCUGCAGCUACGGAUGCCCUCCAGGGAAAGGUAUCAACAUCAGCAUUCUUGCCAGCAACAGAACGCAUUGCUAGCCUGCAGCAUGUGAAGCUCCGUUGGAUGAUCCAGUUUUUGGCAGGCAUAAUUGUUUGUUGCCAAGGAAGACUACAGCUCACGAGAAACAACAAAAAAAGCAUUGAUCUUAUCUGUGGAAGAAAGGACACUGCAACAGCAAAGUUUGAGAGAACAAGAUCAGCAGUCUGCACUGGGAAUGGCUCAGAGAAGGCUCAUGGAGCAGAAAGGCUAGUGAGUGCUAAGAGGGCUGGUCUCUGGGAGACUGCAAGCAGCUAAGAACUAUCACCACCAAGCAACCUCUUGAAGACAGCAGAACCCAAGAUGGAGUGAGCACUACAAAGCAGAUCUGGGCGUACCUUUUCAAAAGACAUUAUGGAAAAUGCCUAAUGUAAACCUAGCUUGCUCCUCUGGAAGCCCGUCAGCUUUCUAUCUAUUGUUCAGCAGAGCACUGGUUAUCUGACACUGCAUACCGGGGAGGUUAAGUGAAUGUCAGCUCCUUUAAAGGCACAGCUCUGGGGAAUCAAGCCUGAAAGGCCCAUCAGUGCAGCUGGCUGUCAAACAACUAGACAAAGUGAAUACCUGGUCAAAACAAAACUACUACCAAAUUACUUCUCAGAUCCAGUCACACUCCCAAGUGCAAGAGGAAGACGUUGACCUGGUUAAACCAGUAGCUUUCUAGGAUAUAGUAAUAAAGAAUCUUUUCUCCGUAGUUAACUGGAAUAGCUGCAUGGGGAGGCCCUCUAAACAAAGUAAAACCUCUGCUGUCCACACAAUUGCUUGGCAGAAAAACAUGUGAUGAUACAGCAUGGGUUGAUUAUGAAUCUCAGAUGUAGAGAGUACAAUCCACUCUACACAGUUCAGUACAAUUGCUCACCAAAGAGAAGUUUCAGCAAUUGGAUUGGAUGCUCUUCUGGAGUCACAGACCAGGAAUCACCCCAUAAAUGGAACCGUGUAAGCAUUCAACUGAUACCUAAAUCACGGAAAACUUGGACUCAUACAGUCCAAUCACAUUAAAUUAAUAUUUUUAAUUGUAUUUGGAAUAAAAUACGGUGUACAUAUCUUUUGUCACUAGUUCCUAGUCAGCAACAUUUUAGAAUCACUUGUGUUAAUAACUGGGUGAGUGAGAAAAGCAUUUGAAAGCAAGCGAGCACCCACCCAGCAUUACAGAUUGACUGCAGCAGAUGCCUGAGGAUCAGACAGCUGAUAAUACACUUUAGCGUGCUUCAUUGCAUUUGCUGGUACAAUCAAGGGUACCUCUUGACCUUGAUUUUACAGUGUAAUGUUUUAACCUUAGAGCACUGUACAAAAAUAGAAGAAGCAGCACUACAAAUCCUGACCUUUUAGUUGAAUAUCCUGUUUUAGAGUGAUAUCAGAACUCCAUCAAGACCAUGAACACGUAAAUGUCUGCUAUUAUUAUCACAGUAUAGUGCCUAAGCUACUUUACACUCUAUGUUAUGUAGGUUAUUCUUCAACCUUUUUUAUGUGAAUGGUCUCACUGAUGUACUUCAGUAAGGACUGCUCCAUCAUGCACUAAACAGUUACUUUACAUGUUAUACAGGCUAUAUAUUACUGCAUUUUUUAACACCUUUAACAUCUUGGUCAACAGGUAUUAAAAAUUGACUCGGUGGUGCAGUAGCCUCAGUGAUAGAAUGAAGUGACAGCUUGAAAAUGGAAACAGAACAAGAUCUUAUAUUGGGCAGUUCAGAACCAACAUCAAUUAUUAAAAAAAAUAAGAGAACAAAAAGCUUAGUUUGUUUUUAAAUUAUUUUAUUUUGUGUGUGUGUGCCAAAGGACAUGCUCAGAGAAUACUUUAUUGAGAGAUUUUCACACUGUAUCAGGUUGAUACCCUGGCCAUUGGUUAUGUGGGAUAUGAGCUCACAGGUUCUAUCUCCCCAUUUUCACGUGACAUUGAUUUACUACUUCAGACAUUUGCCCUAACGUCAGAAGACUUCUGACUUCCUUCACUCCUCUUAAAUUCUAACUUUUUUAUUCCACAGAGCAUUCUGCAUAUGCAAUUUCAUGUAAAUUUUAAACUUUACUUUAAACUUGUCUGGCUAAUGAAGUCACCUGUAUCAUCAGUGAAAAAUCAGCGUAGUUGUUCACUUGAAGUACUAAAUCUUAGAGCAGAGUCACUGAGUAUGUUUAAUAAUAUCAGAGCCAUGAGUGUACUAACAGAGUGUAAUUGCUUUGACCAGCUUUUCCUGGUGUGUCCACCCACCCGGCUGAUGGACCCAGGAGCCCCAUUUAAAUCACAGUCCUGGGUCUUCUACCCCUUCCUGAGCCAUGCUGUGAGUGUGCUGGUCCAGCUCCACGUUCAGCUUUGGUGCAGCCAUGUCCACACCUGGUCACAGCCCUCCCUUAUCAGAGCCUGACUGUCUUCUUGGCUUUAUCGCAGUCCUGCCUUUGCCACCAUGCACUUGGCUGGAGUCACCAGCCCACAUCUCACCCUGCUGUCACUGGACCUGACCUCGAUCUGCAAAUUGACUUCUAGGUGUCACCUCAUCCCUGCCCCUCAUUACGAGCCUGUGGGAUGAGCUGGGCUGCUGGCUGACCCCAGCUGCCACCCUGGACCUGCCCUGCUUGCGUGCUGCAGGGUUUGGCCCUGCCUUGAUGCCCACUAAUCAUGCCUGGUUCCUGCCUCCCUGCACCUUGGGGAGCAGCUGGCCUGCUGCAUAUAUUUGUAUCUCUAAAAUAAUUAGAGUGUACAGCAGUUUUUCAGACGUAUUUAAGAGUUUUAUUUUCUUUAGAGAAAUGAAAAGAUGACUGUGUUGCUGGACUCCUUAGUUAGCAAAGGAAGUUCUCUUUCUGACUCUGAACAUGGGUUAUCUGUCUGUGCAACAGCCACGAGCUAACUACUCAUUUUGUAUUAUUAUAAACAUUAAGUAAUUAUUGGAAAUCUCAUCAGCUAAUUAUAAUAAAUCGAAGCAAGCUUUUUGAAUCAGUCAGAAUGAUUACUUCUCUUCAAGUAGAAUAAUUCUACUCUAGAAGACUGUAUACAGCUAAUUUAGAAUUGACACACUCUCCAAGGAAAUGGGUAUAUAAGCCUAUGAAGUAAUGACAUAUGAGACUAUGAAAUAAUUCAACCACAAAACCUGAAUAGAAAUCCAAACAUUUUAUAAAGAAGCAGGCAGAUCUUUCCUAAUACCUGGUGCUUCAGCUUGGAGACUGUCUUCCGUAUUUCAGAAGUCUGGUGAGAUUACCAGUGAAGCUCAGUGAACUGCCAUGUAUAUGGACAAGUAUUAACCAGAGUCGAGUUUGUCUUUGCUCAACACGCUGACUGAUUUCAUUGGGUGUUUUAUCAGACCUCUUUCAAUGGCCAGUUGUCCAUGGCUUUUAAAAACAAUAGAGCUGGACUGAAGAAUCACUUGGUUUCUUUCAGCAACACGUGAUUCUUUCUAGAGUCUUUGUGGAUGUUGCUGACCCAUUGGGCUUAAACCAGGUAAAACAUGUUUUUCUUAGGUAUCUGACACUAAGACAGAAUGUCACAAGGAAUCUAGUGAUCAUAGAGAGAAAACAUCACUUACCAGCCUUUAAAAACAAAUACUUUCUCCCUUUGCUAUUCUUCUACCACUGAAACUGUGUUUUGUGCAGAGGCCAGCACAGAACACCCAGGGGUAGUACUGUGUAAAUAUAACUAUCUGUUCCUGCUCUGCUCUGUCUUCCUGUCAUGAAAAAUGAAUGGUUGGGGCUGGGGGGAGGAAGGAAUGGGCAACAGCUACUACUUGCUCUGAAAGUGCUGCUGACAAGCUGUUUUCAACUAAGCCACAUUCCAGGAGAUGUUUCUCUUUUGAAUACUUAGAAUUCCUAAUGAUUAUUUUAGGUAUCUUUGGCUUUGAAAAAUCCCUCGUGCAAAAUGAAGUAAUAUUUACUUUAAAAAUAAAAAUACAUGGCUGUGAAGCAACAGCAAUUGCUCAGCAACAAAAACAGUUUUCCACCAACAUGUCCAACUAUUUGGAGGAAAACAGUGCAAGAACACUGGUUUCAAGAAGUGAUUUAAAAUGAUUUGGCCCUUCAUCCAACACUUCUAAGAACUGCCUGCAUUAAGAAAGAUAUAUUGCUGAAACAGAGGAUUUACCAUCAACUAUUACUGUACUUGAGCUCCUUUGAACACUGUUACUCAGAAGUUGUUGAGGAAAUACUGACUGCACCAGAGAACAGCUGUCAUGCUUUUCCCUUUUGUUCUUGAACUGCAAGACUAUCCUUGCCUAAAUAUGAAAGAGAAACCUGCAAAACAAGAAUUGCAAGCUUCACUGAGAUAAAACAAGCCAAAUUAAUUCUUGAGGCAGGUGAUCUGCAACCAUGAGCAGCAACGAGUGCUUUAAGUGCGGACGCACUGGCCAUUGGGCCCGGGAGUGCCCAACUGGGAUUGGCCGUGGUCGUGGGAUGAGAAGCCGUGGCAGAGGCUUCCAGUUCAUGUCUUCAUCUCUCCCGGACAUCUGUUACCGCUGUGGUGAGUCUGGCCAUCUUGCCAAGGACUGUGAUCUUCAGGAGGAUGCCUGCUAUAACUGCGGUAGAGGUGGCCAUAUUGCGAAGGACUGCAAGGAGCCGAAGAGGGAGAGAGAGCAGUGCUGCUACAACUGUGGCAAACCUGGCCACCUGGCUCGUGACUGUGACCAUGCGGACGAGCAGAAAUGCUACUCUUGUGGAGAAUUUGGACACAUUCAAAAAGACUGCACCAAAGUGAAAUGCUAUAGGUGUGGUGAAACUGGCCAUGUAGCCAUCAACUGCAGCAAGACCAGUGAAGUCAACUGCUAUCGCUGCGGCGAGUCAGGGCACCUUGCACGGGAAUGCACAAUUGAAGCUACAGCCUAAUUAUUUUCCUUUGUCGCCCCUCCUUUUUCUGAUUGAUGGUUGUAUUAUUUUUCUCUGAAUCCUCUUCACUGGCCAAAGGUUGGCAGAUAGAGGCUACUCCCAGGCCAGUGAGCUUUACUUGCCGUGUAAAAGGAGGAAAGGGGUGGAAAAAUCAACUUUCUGCAUUUAACUACAAAAAUGUUUAUGUUUAGUUUGGUAGAGGUGUUAUGUAUAAUGCUUUGUUAAAGAACCCCCUUUCCGUGCCACUGGUGAAUAGGGAUUGAUGAGUGGGAAGAGUUGAGUCAGACCAGCAAACCCUCUCUGGGUUACAUGGAAGUGAUCCUAUGCAGGAGAAAAGAAAUUCUGGAAGUGUCUGAACUUCCUCAUAACUUUAAUUUUAUUACAAUGGCCUUGGAUUGUCUGACCUCAGUAGCUGUUAACACCGAGUAAUAUCUGUAUCAGGCCCUACCUAGAGCAUAUAGCUGAGUGGGAGUAAAUAAACAAGAUGCACAUGCCUGUUGAUGGCCACGAGAGAGAGAGAAAUCAGGAAUAAACUUUAAAAUAACAGUAAUUCAGUCAGUGAAUGUCCAUGUCGGAGAAACAGAACGUAAUGGGAAGCUUUCGAAUAAAUACUUCAAAGUAAAUCUGAAACCCAGACAUCAGUGCUCAUAGCAUAUACAAUUUGGAGCUAUUCAGGAGUUGCAAAUAAAUGCAUUUUCACAGAAAUCAAGAUGUUAUUUUUGUAUACUAUAUCACUUAGACAACUGAGUUUCAUUUGCUUGUAAUCAGUUUUUAAAGUAAGAUGGUAAAAGCAAUUGAAGUCCUAGAACAUAGAAAAUGUAAUUUUAAACUAUCAAUAAAGCUGGAGGAGGAAGGGGAGUUUGGCUAAAAUUCUUUGUUUAUUUUUGGUUUCCAUGUACACAGUGCAAAAUAACAUAUUAAAAAGGGGUAUGUGGAGGUGUAAAAA